AUGACAAUGGCAACAAAUGACCUGUCUUAUCGAGUUCUAAGAAGAAGUAAUGGUCGAUCUGGAGUUAUUUUUGAAGCCAAGAUUUGCGGAAAAGUAGGCGUUCUUAAAAUGGCCGACUUAUAUAAAAAUGAGUACUUGUUGCAAGAAAUCCUAAACAAAAUCAAGUUCUAUCUCGGCCUUCUUAUGGAUAUUCCACCGAAGCUUCUAAAAUACGGAAUCCUUAACGAGGUUUUUGUUUUUAUUUUAACAUUGCUUUCUGGAAAAUCUUUUGCGGAAUUAGAUGAUGUCACGGAAAGGGAAAAACAGUUGGCCAUCGAGGGUUUACAGGCUAUACAUGCAAGGGAAGAGUUGAUCGAAUUGAGAAGUUUACUUGGUAUGACAG
This is a messenger RNA of Funneliformis mosseae, 382 nucleotides long. Lineage: Eukaryota; Fungi; Glomeromycota; Glomeromycetes; Glomerales; Glomeraceae. The record is from the annotation of a GenBank genome assembly.